Mesocestoides corti is the source of this 2241-nucleotide messenger RNA. Lineage: Eukaryota; Metazoa; Platyhelminthes; Cestoda; Cyclophyllidea; Mesocestoididae. The record is from the annotation of a GenBank genome assembly.
AUGCCACACCGUGAAGACUUGACGCGUAGACGCGCGUCGCUGCAACCCCGAUGUAACCUUGAGGCAGUCAAGGUCGUGCGAGCUUGUUUUGAAGCCAGCAGCGCGUUAAAUCGGCUGAACGAACGCACGCUCUUCAACGCGAAAGCCGUCAUUUUUUCGGCUGCGCACGCGUUUACUACUGGUCGAUGGGACAGGGGGGACGAGUUGCGUGCGCAUACACGAAAGGACACACCGCGGAACUUUUUUCCAUCCUGUCAUCCUGCCCCUCUCUCUCUCACUCUGGUUUCCACAGUCGCGGCUGCCCAAUUACUGUUUCAGGUGUUGGCCACGCACCUCCUUGCCGUCACUAUCGCGUCCAUGUCUAACGGGGUAAAUGCGUUGUCUUUAAUUGAGUUUGUACUUGUUCUCAUCAGCGAUGAUGAUAACGAUGAGAUCGGUGAUGAUGGUGAUGAGGAGAAGGAGGGGACCUUGGAGCGUGUGUGUCUAAUUGUUGGAACCUUGGAAGCCGUAACCUCUACACAUACCUUCGUCAUGGAAAGGAUCUACGAAAAACCUGAUACGACUCAGCAGUCACCCGACGGACGUGUCAUACUAGAGCGACACAAACAGGUAAAAAUCCUGGUUCCAAACAGCACUGCAGGUAUGAUAAUCGGAAAAAACGGGACCUACAUUCAGGAAAUUAAGGAACGAUCAGAAGCUUAUGUUCAGAUCUCCCAAAAAUCUCGUGAAUUCUCGCUACCCGAACGAUGCGUCAUUGUUGCGGGUGAGUUACACCAGAUGCGAACGGCAAUGGAUCUUAUCCUCGCAGUGAUUGCGUCCGACCCCCAAUCCUCAUCUUGCCCCAACCUCUCCUACGCAGACGUUCGAGGUCCUGUCUCAAGCGUCUAUCCAACUGGCUCACCCUACGCCUUCCCCUUCAUUACCCAUGGCGGAAAUAUUCUGCGACCUGAUGCAUCGAUCACCACGAACUCCUACCUUACGAAUUUGGCAACCUCUGCAAUCACUCCCAUCGACGCUGCGGUCCUCAUGCGUCUAGUCAAUGGUGAUCAGCUGACAACACUGCAACAGCAGAACGCAGCUCUGAAUGUCUUCAUUCAAAUGGGCGGAUUAGUUUCUGGUGCGGGAGUCGCUGCCACAACAAAUCAACAGCAGGCACCACCAACACCACCGUUGGCAACGGCUGCUGCUAAUUCCUUGGGAUCGUUUUGCUCAAGUCCAACGUUCCUAGCGACCCCAAAUAUGUUUGAUUCGCUAAUGCCAUCAGCAGCGCCACAUACCCGCGUUGCUUCUCAGUACAUGGGAGCACGUGCCGCCCCCCCUUUCGUCGGCGAACCCGCCUACUCCUCCGCGGCCGCCGCCGCCGCCACCGCACAGCUCUGUCCGUUUGUACCCCUCCAAACAACGGCCUUUACGACUCCCUCUUCCCCCUCCACUGCCACACCUGAUGUUCCUGCAAACGCUGCGCUCCAGGUGGCUGCUCUUGCUGCUGUCGCCUCAGCGAACAUGAAAAAUUCCAACUCCACGACUGCCGUGUCGACAACCGACGCGCUGAGUAUCUUCGACACCGGGCAGCAUGGAGGCGGCGAUCCUGGCGAGACGGCUGGGCCUGCAGCCGCCGCAGCACUGUGGGAGGAAUGCAAAAAUAAUGGCGGACAACAGCCCUCAUACAUAGCCGCCUCUGCCGCUGCUGCCCUUAUGGGACUCUACGCCACUGCGGCAGCGGCGAAUUCAAAUGCCGUGGCUGCAGCCCCAACGCCAGGAACACCAAUGUUGCGGUCUUCGUCGACCGUAGCGAGCGGACUAUUUUGUACGCGGGAACUCCUGAUUCCUGAAAAUCUGGUCAUCCGAAUAGCAGGCCCACAGGGUCGGCUUUUGGCGGACCUGCAAGCCCAGACCAACACAAUAAUCCACCUCUCCCCCAAAAACGUGUUUGUAUCUGGAAUCCAGGGCCGAGUGAUUUCGAUUUCCGGUGACCAGAUGAAUGUCAACUACGCGGCCGCAGUUAUUGAAAAUACAAUUACAAUCGAUCAAUUAAACCAGCAAGCAGGAGUACUUCACCAGCCCGCUCGCAAACCCUACGACGAGUCGGGCGCAAACUACGCUAACCCGACUCCCGGCAAAGCCAAUGAUGUCGCUCCUGAAAACGGCGGUGGUUACAACGCCGUUGAGGUAGUGACCUCCGCAAAUGCACCAUGCCCAGCUCAGCCGGCACAGCCGCCUCCAAAGCAACCCGCAUUUUAA